AUGUUUCUCCCCUCUCGGGUGCCACACUGUGCGAUCACGUACUGUGACGUUGCCUUUCUUCGUUGUCUGCCCUCCGACGAUGCCUCAAGAAAAGCCGUUGCAACGCCUUCAUCGACCUUUCGUUGCCUUUCUGUUACCGCGGUUCACGCCAACUGGAGUCUGCGCGUGGUGGAACUAAUGGAGGGUGUUCCAGCAUUGAAAGCCACCAUUAGCGAUACAACGCCUUUAACUUGGCCCACAAUGCCUCUGAAAGGCUACGAGAUGGCAGUCCCCGUCUCAGCGUCUCACAUCUUCUACCUGACUGGAUGGGUGGCUGAGGAUGAUUCCAAAUACUGCGUCCUACGGCCGCCUCAGAUUGCCGCAGCCCUUUUCUUGGCUAUAGUCCUUCUAUUCCUGACUGCAUUCACCGAGUCAGGAGCUUUCCAAGAAGAAGAUGAACUAGACGACGACGGUCAGGUCGGAGGUGAAGGAGUUUCUGCUACCUAG
Molecule: messenger RNA, 486 nt
Organism: Dibothriocephalus latus
Lineage: Eukaryota; Metazoa; Platyhelminthes; Cestoda; Diphyllobothriidea; Diphyllobothriidae
Source: the annotation of a GenBank genome assembly